UAAGCAAUGAGGUAAUCGGGGUAAACAGUAAAGAUGGCGACGUCUGUAGCUGGAGAGGGGCAAACAAGUCUAAAUGGGAUUAUUUCCGACCCCCAAACUAAAAAAUUGAUUGACUUGCCGACCGAGUUGCUCGAACAUAUCUUGUGCUUCCCUGUCCUCAAACAUGUCGACAUUUGUAACGUUUCUUGCUGCUGCAAGCGGCUACACGACGUUUGCCAUGGAAGGGGGAAGGUCUGGGGACAUCAAUACAAACUCAGAUGGCCAAGACUGCAGAGGUUUUACCGUCAGAAUGAGUGCUGUGACUGGCUCAGAGAAUACAAAACACGGCAUAGAGUUGGCAUACAAAUACGAAGGACCGUGGAAUCAAUCUCAAAGAGAUUCUUCACAGAAGUCCCUUGCGUUGGCCAGGUGCUGGGAGACAGCUUUGCAGAGAUUGAGUCACUUGGGAUGCCAGAGCACUUCUGUGAAGAUGAGCUCCUCUUCAUACUCAACUCCGACAAGAGGAAAAGCUUGACCUUGAAGUACUAUGCAAAAAAAAUCCUUUACUUCCUGAGACAGCAGAACAUCCUGAAGAGUUUGAAGACCUUCCUGGAGCAGCCUGCAGAGCAGCAGUCAGCUUUAGAGGGUGCUGUACUGGUGGAUCAGUAUUGUAACCCACUUGCUGAUGUGACACUCAACAGCAUAUCAGCUCAGCUGGAUGAGAUCGCGGAGAAAGUGAAAAAGAUGCUGAGAAUCAAGAACCCCUCUCACCCCAGCCUGCGUAUCGCUCAGGGUGACUGUUUUGUCGUAGAGGACUUUGAGCUCCAGAGGCAGGUGGUGUGUGCCCUAAACUCUGUCUUGUAUGAGCAGCUUCAAUACAAAGGCAACGAGUUUGACUACUACAACCCUCUCAACUCUUACAUCCACCAGGUGCUACUACGCCGUACAGGCAUUCCCAUAAGCCUCUCUGUCCUCUACAUGACAUUAGCCCGGAAGCUGGGUGUUCAGGUGGAACCUGUCAACUUUCCCAAUCACUUCCUGCUGCGCUGGUGCCAAAAACCAAGAGGGAGUGAGGACAUCUAUGACUUUGUCUACAUUGAUGCCUUUGGUAAAGGCAAACAGCUGACAGCCAAGGAGUGCGAGUACCUCAUUGGCCACCAGGUGACGGCAGAUUACUACAGUGCCAUCAGCACCACCGAGGUGCUGCUCAGGAUGGUGGGAAACCUGCUUAACAUCGGCAAAAGAGGGGAGGGCAAUGAGAAAUCCUACCAGUUGCUGAGAGACUCUCUGGACCUCUACCUCACUAUCAACCCAGAUAAUGUGCAGUACCUGCUGCUGCAGGCACGCCUCUACUUUCACCUGGGCAUCUGGCCAGAAAAGGUGCUAGACAUCCUGCAGCACAUUCAGGCGUUGGAUCCCUCCCAGCAUGGGGCAGUGGGUUACCUGGUGCAGCACACGCUGGAGCACAUCCAGCACAAGAAACAUCCUGUUACACCUGAGGUGAAGAAGCGUAGCGCUCCAGAACACCUGGAGGUCCAGUAUUCAGUCGGCCUCAUCAUGAAACACAAGAGGUCAGGCUAUAACUGUGUGAUCUACGGCUGGGACCCAAAGUGCACCAUGAGUCAGGAGUGGAUCACCACUAUGAGGGUCCACCAGCUGUCCAAUGGGGCCAACCAGCCUUUCUACAACGUCCUCGUGCAGGACGGAACAUGUCGCUACGCAGCGCAGGAGAACCUGGAGCCCCACUCAGCCCCCUUGGAGAUCGGACACCCGGAGGUGGGACGCUACUUCUCUGAAUUUACCGAUACCCAUUAUGCUGCCAACGAAGAACUGCAGACACGAUACCCAGAGGACAUGGUUGAAACUUUGGGCACGGUGCAGGAGCUUUACCACAGACUGACACCUGGCUCUGGGAACCAGGACCAGGCUCCUGCCCCAGACCAAAACAACCACCAAGCCAUGCUCAUGUAGCAAAGUAGCUGUGUCCAACACCUUGUUGACCCCGGCUAACCAAUUACUGGUCACCCAUUCUCAAUUCACAGUCCACUUAGCAGAGAGGUUUUCGUAAAAAAAAAAAACAGCCAGUAUACAGUAUUUUCAGAAACUGAUGAUGUGGUGUAACAAUGAUUCACAAAUGUGGUUUUGUACGACAGUUAGGUUCCUGUGCAGGUCUGGAAAGGUGCAGGAAAAGACCAAACAGUCUGGAAACAUGCAGUACAGAUUGUUUCUGUUUCGAUACCUAAAUGUAUUAGUUGUGAAAACAAAGCUCAAAUUAUGGAGUGAUCGUCGACGGUCAUUAUCCAGGAUGCAGGAUCUUCAAAUCCAGGAUGCAGGAUCUUCAAAUCCAGGAUGCAGGAUCUUCAAAUCCAGUCACGAAGUUGAGUUUGGAAAAAGUAUGGAAACCCAAAAUGAAGCAUACAGUAAUUAGACACCUUGAAGAAAAGAGAAUACAGACUUGAAGUAAACAGUUAAGUGGAUGAGUAAGUUGAGGAUGGGUAUCCAGGUGUUGUAAAUCUCCCUUUUACCUAAAACCAAGGAAUGCUCCUUUACCCAGAGCUCCCCACCCCCGGACCACACCUCCCCGCACCCAGCACCAGUCAAACAAGCCCCCAGAAUAUAGUCCAAACCCCCCGUUACAGUGCCACACAAGACUAUAAAGAAAAGACUUUGUAAACUGACUUUUACUUUUAAUUCCCCAUCUUUUAAUCAAAUUUCAUGCACUUAUAUGGUUUCACAUUUCACUUUCACAUUUAUAGAUGGUCUUGUUUUUUCCCCCCCCUGUAUAUUUACAAAUGAAACAUGUAGGAUGCCAUGGCUCAUCAGUUGAGCUGUUAAUGGGGGGGAAAAAAAACUAAAGAAGAAACAAUAAGAACACCGCUGACUUGAAACAGAUGAAUUACAAAAAAAAAAAUAAAGCGUGUCAAGUUUUUUUUUUCUA
Molecule: messenger RNA, 2917 nt
Organism: Siniperca chuatsi (mandarin fish)
Lineage: Eukaryota; Metazoa; Chordata; Actinopteri; Centrarchiformes; Sinipercidae
Gene: fbxo21
Product: F-box protein 21
Exons: 12
Coding region: 34-1950 (638 amino acids)
Molecular function (GO): DNA binding; protein binding
Source: RefSeq, a predicted model, not a curated record